Cricetulus griseus (Chinese hamster) is the source of this 2668-nucleotide messenger RNA. NCBI's taxonomy places the organism in Eukaryota, Metazoa, Chordata, Mammalia, Rodentia, Cricetidae. The record is from RefSeq and is a predicted model, not a curated record.
GAUCCGUCUGGGGAGACGCUGGGGACCGAGUAGCGGCCAGUCGGACACCUGAGCUGCUGCUGCCGGACACAAGCCCGCAGGACAGGUGUGUGGACCGCGAGACCGAGAUAGUCAAUAUGCAUUUCCAAAGUGUUGGACUAUGCUUGGGUCUUCUGUUCAUCACUGUUAAUGCAGAGUUUAUGAAUGAUGGUGUUGAUGUGGAAGACUUCAGUGAAAAUCCAGAAGAGAGUUCUAUUAAAGAAGACGACCCUUCCUCAGGGACAAUUAUAUAUAAGACACCUCAACCUAUAGGAGAAGUAUAUUUUACAGAAACAUUUGACAGUGGAAGGCUGGCUGGGUGGGUCUUGUCAAAAGCAAAGAAGGAUGACAUGGAUUCAGAACUUUCCAUGUAUGAUGGAAGAUGGGAAAUAGAAGAGCUGAAGGAAGACCAGGUCCCCGGCGACCGAGGCCUGGUUCUGAAGUCUAAAGCCAAGCACCACGCAAUAUCUGCCGUCCUCGAAAAACCCUUUAUUUUCUCUGAUAAACCUUUGAUAGUUCAAUAUGAAGUAAAUUUUCAAGAUGGUAUUGAUUGUGGAGGUGCAUACAUUAAACUGCUAGCAGACACUGAUGAUUUGAUUCUGGAAAACUUUUAUGAUAAAACAUCCUAUACUGUCAUGUUUGGACCAGACAAGUGUGGAGAAGAUUAUAAACUUCAUUUCAUCUUCAGACAUAAACAUCCCAAAACUGGAGUUUUUGAAGAAAAGCAUGCCAAACCUCCAGAUGUUGAUCUGAAAGAGUUCUUUACAGACAGGAAGACUCACCUCUAUACCCUUGUGAUGAAUCCAGAUGAUACAUUUGAAAUAUCCAUUGAUCAGAAAGUUGUGAACCAAGGGAGUUUGCUAGAGGAUGUGGUCCCGCCUAUCAAUCCACCCAGAGAAAUUGAUGAUCCCAGCGAUAAGAAGCCAGAUGAAUGGGAUGACAGAGCCAAAAUCCCUGACCCCACCGCAGCCAAGCCAGAGGACUGGGAUGAAAAUGAACCUGCCCAAAUAGAAGACUCAAGUGCUGUUAAACCUGAUGGCUGGCUUGACGAUGAACCAAAAUUUAUCCCCAAUCCUAAUGCUCAGAAACCUGAUGACUGGAAUGAUGACAUGGAUGGAGAAUGGGAGGCACCACGCAUGCCUAAUCCAGCCUGUCAAAUUGGAUGUGGCGAGUGGAGACCUCCCAUGAUAGAUAACCCAAAAUACAAAGGAGUCUGGAAACCGCCAAUGAUCAAUAAUCCUAACUACCAGGGAAUCUGGAGCCCUCAGAAAAUCCCUAACCCAGAUUAUUUUGAGGAUGACCACCCAUUCCUUCUGACUUCUUUCAGUGCUCUGGGCUUAGAGCUUUGGUCCAUGACUCCCAACAUCUACUUCGAUAAUUUUAUCAUCUGUUCAGAAAAGGAGGUAGCAGAUCGCUGGGCUGCAGAUGGCUGGGGACUGAAGAUAAUCGUGGCAAAUGCUAAUGAGCCCGGUGUACUCAAACAGCUAACGACAGCGGCAGAGGAGCGACCAUGGCUCUGGCUCAUGUACCUUGUGAUGGCUGGGUUGCCCAUAGCGUUACUUACUUCAUUUUGUUGGCCAAGAAAAGUAAAGAAAAAAUAUGAAGACCUAGGUCCUAAGACAACUGACAUAAGUAAACCACAGACCAAGGCGUCUCUGGAACAAGGGGUAGAGGAGGAGAAAGCCCCUGAGAAGCCAGAAGUUUUGGAAGAGGAGAAAAAGCCAAGUGACAGUGAUGAUGUAGUCAUCGCUGAAAAGGAGGAGGAAGUUGGUGAUCUGGAAGAGAAGAGUGAAGAAGAAGGGGAAACCAUAGAAGGGCAGGAAGAAGUGAGCAAGAUGAGUAAGUCUGCAUCAGAGGACGAGAUGAAAGAAGCCGAUGAAAGCACAGGGUCUGGAGAUGCGCCAGUGAAGUCAUUACGCAAAAGGAGGGUACGGAAGGACUGAAGUGUGACAAGUAUUUAUUGCAAAUCCCCGAGAGAAAGAGACCUGGCACUCUAAGUUAGUGUGCUCAGAAGGACAGUGACUCCAUCUGCACAAAGUCUUUCUAAAUAUCUAGCAAUGUUACUCUUUCAGAUACUUCUUUCUUUCUUUCUUUAGGUGGGGGGGAAAGUAACUUUGAAAUUAACUGGUCUUUGAAUUUAGAAUAAAAAGAAAGUGGCACAUUACAUGAGAUCCAAGAGAUUAAUAUCCUUACAGUUUUAAUAUUUGGAAGAUAGUUUUGGUUUUGUAGAGCAAAAUAACAUGUAGUCAUCACACCUGCUAUUGGAAAAAUCAACUCUUGGACUUCCCACUUAAAUGGAUACAGGUUAGUUUUAUAAUAAAAUUGGAGUCUGUUCUGUUGUACAGACUGAAGGUCACCAAGUUCGUGUGUGAUCGUUUGAUGCCAUCAGCACUUUAGUGUUGUGUGUGACCCACACUUACUUGCCUGUGUUACACUAUUAGGGUCACUGCACUUCGAGAUUCCUUGAAGAGGUGCUGUGUUGACAGGCGUGUCAACUGUGUCACUCAUGCAAUCACUGGGUAAUAUUCACACAUAUUCUACAUGUGAACACAAGAUAAUAGGCUUGUCAAAACCAAAUAAUGUAUAGAAUUUUUUUUCAAACUUUUGUAGCCACUUCAUGCCCAAAUGGCUUACCUCAUUCAUGAAACUG